AUGCAUAGACAGAAUUUGUCCUCAUGCUACUCAUUCACAAAGGAAGGGAAUCAGUGUAUAUUUUUCUUUUUAUCUGGAAACUUACCACUGCGUAGUAAUUCGACAUGGGUGUGGACGCUUGACUGGAAGAACUCAGGCCACGCCCCUACCGUCUGCCGCGCAAACACAGCGGAUGAUGGCGCUGCGAGGUUCAUCGCCACGCUAAGCAACGUUUCGACGCUUGGCGAUGAAUGGGAGGAGUCCUUGGAGUUGAACAAGGUGGACAGAUAUUGGUGCUCUGCUCAGCUGCUAGAGACACCGCCAGGAAAACGGCUAGAAUUUGCUGCUUCGUGUGACAAUUUCACUGACAUACUGGCUAGCAAUGCCUAG
Messenger RNA from Necator americanus (New World hookworm), 369 nucleotides. RefSeq lists its product as uncharacterized. The transcript has a single exon. Bases 1 to 369 code for a protein of 122 amino acids. The record is from RefSeq and is a predicted model, not a curated record. Lineage: Eukaryota; Metazoa; Nematoda; Chromadorea; Rhabditida; Ancylostomatidae.